CUUUCUCCAUCCCUUCCAGCCGCAGAGCCAUCCCAGGAGCUAGGCAACCGUGCACUGCCUGCAGCAAGGACAGUCCAUUUCUCUGAUGCCUGCCCAUGUGUGGGGGCAAAGCCAAGCAACUCCCCGGACAUGACCUCAGCCUUUUGGCUGCUCUCUUGAUGCUGGGGAGCCUUUUGGCACAGCCCAGCGAGGCUGAGCCUUCAAGGGCAUCAUCUCCUUGACUCCGCAUUGCUGAGACACUGGCUGACGGAGACCUGGCAGAGGGAGUUUGAGCUGGGUGUUCAGAGCAACGUGCCUGUGGGGGCCUGUGACAAGCUGAGGAAUCCAGGCUCUGCCAGCCAGCACCAUGCUGUCCCCAAAGAAAGGUCUGCUGUGCAACCUCAACCACAUCCACCUGCAGCACAUCUCCCUGGGGCUGCACCUCUCCCGUCGACCCGAGCUCCAGGAGGGCCCUGUCACGAUGGCUCCGGGAGACCAGACAGGCUGCAACGACUGCCAGGAGAACUGUGGUGCCUUGGAGCAAGUCGACGCCAACUCCAACAACACCUCCAUGCAGUGCCGGUGCUGCAAGUCCCACCCGCAGCAGACCCCAACACUGGAUCUCCGGAAUCAGCCUCUCCUGGAAGAUUUCCCUUCCCUGCCCAUUGAGGAGGAGGUGGCUUCCCCUUCAGACCCGGCUUCCUCCUCUGUCAGCAGCUGCUCCGAUUUCAGUUUGGAUGACACGCCAGUCUCUGUUUACUGCAAGGCAUUCCCCGGUGAAGAGGCCCUAUCUCCUGACAAUCAGCCAAACAUCGUCCCCCUGGAGGAUGCCCACGAUGCUCCCUCACUGACUGACAAAGGGGAACUGUCUGAUGGGAGAGAUGCUAACCUCAACCUCCAGGUACAAGAACGACCAGAUCCUGGGGCCCGGGAGACCCCAGACAGCCUGUGCAGCAGCAGUUUGCUUGACUCCGCAUCUGAUGAUGCUGACUCUCCCAGUGGGGAUGGGCAGGAGACCAUGGCAGAACUGCUCCCCACCAGCGUCUGUGCUGAGUUGGACUCCAACUGCAAUGCCCUGCCUGCCCUAAGAAUCCAACCAUCUGGUCUGUCUGCGCUAGCACCAGGAAAGCGGGUCCCCUGUCUGAACAGUUCAGUGAGGGCUCCCCCCCCAGUGCCCCCGAGGGCUAAGAGAGGGCUGCACAGGAGUGGAGUGGAGAGGCCUGCCCCAACAGAGGUGCCCCCUGGAGACCAGUGCAGAGAUGCCACUCGGAAGAAUGUCACCUCAUUCCAUGAGUUGGCUCAGAAGCGGAAGAGGAACACAGCUGGGCCACCCACCCCACAGGCCAGGAAGGACCGAAGCGACUGGCUAAUUGUAUUCUCCCCCGACAAGGAGCUGCCGCCCCCCAACGAGCUCACCUGCUGCAGCACCCUGUGCCCAGAGCCACCUGGGCACCAGCUGCAGCCCGAUGAGCAGGCAAAGCCCCCCAGCUGCAGCCAGAGGGAGGUGACCACGUUCAAGGAGCUCCGGUACCGCAAUGCCAUCAACAAGCAGAAGGGCCAGCUGGCCUGGGAGCCAGGGGACAGAGCAGCAUACCAGGAGCAGCCUGAGCCCCAGCAAGCAGCAAUGGGCAGAGACGUCUCCAGUGGCCGCAGCAGGCUCCAGGGCCCCGACGGGGUGCUGGCUCCACAGCUGGAUGGGCACCUCCUGGCACUUACGGAAAGCCACCAGACGAGGAGGCAGUCUCGGCCUGGGCUGCAGCCCAUCACAGAGGGGCUGCCGGGUGAUGCAGAGGAAGGGGGGCGACCCCUGGAGGGCUACAUCCUGAGGAGAAACAUGCCUGGGUCUGGCUGUGAUAAGGAGGCACUGGGCUGGAGGCUCGGGGGACCGGAGGGGGAUCUCUGGGUAUCGGGGAAGGCCCAGAGAGGACACAGAGCCUGCAAGGAGGUCAGACAUUCUCAGUCCUUUGCCGGUGUUCCAGGGGCAGGCCAGCACUGGAUGGCAAAUGCAGACAGAGCCUAUGACCAUCUGAGAGAGCAAAAGAAAGCCCUGCUGGUUGGCAUCAGCGCCUCCGUGGAGAAGCUCAUUGCUCACUUCAGCACGGCAAGGAGCCUGGUGCAGAAGACGCAGCUGGGCGACAGCUGGCUAAACCCAGAUGUGAGCUACCUGCUGCUCAACACCCUGUGCCCGGCACUCUAUGCCCUGGUGGUAGAUGGGUUGAAGCCCUUCCAGAAGGACAUCAUCACGGGCCAGAGGAGGAGCUCGCCCUGGAGCGUGGUGGAGGCCUCGGUCAAGCUGGGCCCCGGCACUAGGCCCCUGCACUCGCUGUACUGGCAGGUGUCCCAGCUGGCUCCCCUCCGCAGCAGCAGGCAGAGGUUCCACGCCUUCAUACUCGGCCUUCUGAACAUAAAGCAGCUGGAACUGUGGCUCUCCCACCUGCAGAAGAGCUCAGAUGUCAUCUCUGUCCUCUACCUGCCCACGGCCUUCUUCUCCCUGAGCCACGGCCCCUGCCCGCACUUGGCCCGUGAGCUGUUGCUCCUCGUCCAGCCCCUCUCUGUGCUGACCUUUCACCUCGACCUGCUCUUCGAGCACCAUCACCUGCCCGUGGAUGUGCGGCCCCUGCCCCGCAGGCCGGACUCCCCCCACAGCCACCCCUUUGGCCCUGCCCUGGUGGCUGCUCCCGCACAGGGCCGGGACCCUAGUGACCAGGCCGAGGGGGCCGAAGGUGGUGCUAGCCCAGAGCACCAGCUGCCCACCGAUGGCUCCAGGAGGGCAGCCCUGGUGGGCUCGGAGGAAAGCGCUAGAUCCCAGUACAGCGCAGCAGCCACCAAAUCACCCCCCAGCCUCCCGGCAGGCGUCGCCCUGAAGCAGACGUUCCAGCAGGUGCUGCAGUGGGGGGAGCAGAUCACCCAGACGCUUCUGGGACCUGAGUGUCCUGCCGAGCCUGAGACACACCAGCAGCCUGUCCCACAGGACACAGGAGAGAGGAGGGGCAGCUGGUGGGAGCAGCUAAGCCAGGCCUCCGAGGUCUACACCACGGCCACGAAGGAAAGGUUUCCCUUCGCCCGCUGGACAAAGCUGCGGGUGGCUGCAGGGGACACCAGCUCCAGCCUCGCUGCUCCGCCCCACGGAUCCAGCCAGGCUUCCGCGAAUGAGUUCGGUGCUCGGGGAGGGGAGGGGGCCAGCGGCACAGACCUGCAGCUCCUCAAGCCCAGAGCUGGGGAAGGUGGUGCUGAGGCUCCAGGUCCAACACCCUCCAGCGAGGCAGGAAGCUUGGAGGCUCCUCAUGCGGAAGAGCUGCCGCCGCAGGCCAGGACCAAGGGAUGUGCAGGCCCCAGGGAGACUGAGCCACUGGAGCCCCCUGCCAGCAAGCCAUGCCUGCCUCCGUCCGAGGAGCUGGCCCCUGAUGGGAGCCAGGCGGCCACGCCCAACCUGAACAUGGGCGGCUCCCCCGUCCGCCCUACCUGGCUGGGCCGACUCUUUGGGGCCACGUGUCUGCCUGCCGACUCUGACACCAGUGCAGCCAAGGCCAGGAGACCUUCCAGCUGGCUGCCCCCCAGUGUGAACGUUCUUGCCCUGGUUCUGAAGGGGGGGCCCUCGGAGAAGGCCUGGCCUCAGGAACAGCAAGAGAAGAAAGCGUCUGACUCGCCUCAGCUGCACAGGGCUGUGCGGGCGCUGUGUGACCACACUGGGGCUGGCGACGAUCACCUGAGCUUCAGGAGAGGGGACGUCCUGCAGCUCCUAGCCACAGUGGAUGAGGACUGGAUCCGCUGUUGCCAUGGAAACAACACUGGCCUAGUUCCUGUUGGCUACACGUCCCUGAUUUUAUGAGACGGAAUCCCGCAUGGAGCAUCGGCCGGCCCCAGGGCAACGGCCAUGACCCUGUGAUUUCCCUAAGCAGCUUUGGGGGGCUAGUUCCAGGACACACGCACGAAGGGUUCCCUAGUGUCAUUUCUCUGCUGUUUAGUAGCACCAGGCUGCAGGCUCUAGCCAAGAGAUGCAUCCUCACAGCAGUGCCAGAUGGCUCCCUGCCACCCAUGCUUCUCUGCAGCAGUACACAGUUAACUUAGCGUCCGCUCUGAGCCCUGCCCCUGCAUCGCAAUGGUCCUGCUGUGUCUUUUG
Messenger RNA from Mauremys reevesii (Reeves's turtle), 4099 nucleotides. It is a transcript of the gene RUSC1, whose product is annotated as RUN and SH3 domain containing 1. Gene Ontology annotation, molecular function: protein binding. Lineage: Eukaryota; Metazoa; Chordata; Testudines; Geoemydidae. The coding region runs from base 347 to 3808 and encodes 1153 amino acids. The transcript has 11 exons. Gene Ontology annotation, cellular component: cytoplasmic vesicle. The record is from RefSeq and is a predicted model, not a curated record.